AUGUCAAUCCACGGCCUCUUCUGCUGCCACGAUGAGGCCACAGUCAGUUUGGAGGAGCAACACCAUAUCAAUGAAUGUGAAACGACUUCAUGUGGACCUCGCAAAAAGUGUUGGAACACAGUUGGUUCUUACAGAUGUCGAUGCAAGGAUGGGUACAAUACAAUCAAUCGGGGCUGUGAAGAUAUCGACGAAUGUAAUUCCUCUCCGUGUGCCCGUGAAGCAACUUGUCAGAACACAGAUGGUUCAUUCCAGUGCAUCUGCAGCACCGGUUUUCAGUCGACUGAGAAGGCUGGCUCCAAUGGAAGGAGGAGCUGUGAAGAUAUCGAUGAAUGCAAGUCCUCUCCUUGUCACGAACAUGCAACUUGUAUCAACGUAGUGGGAUCCUACCAGUGCAACUGCAACGCAGGGUUUCAGGCAUUACCUGCAACCGCCAACCUCACGGCAGGGAAAGUUUGUGAAGAUAUCAACAAUUGUAAAUACUCGCCCUGUGACAAAUAUGCAACUUGUAACAACACAGUGGGUUCCCACCAGUGUAGCUGCAUCAUAUUGUUUCUGGCAUUUUCCAACACUGCCAGCCUCACUGCAGCGAAGAUCUGUGAAUAUAUCGAUGAAUGCAAGUCCUCACCUUGUCACGAACAUGCAACUUGUAUCAACGUAAUGGGAUCCUACCAGUGCAUCUGCAACGCAGGGUUUCAGGCAUUACCUGCAACCGCCAACCUCAUGGCAGGGAAAGUUUGUGAAGAUAUCGACAAUUGUGAAUACUCGCCCUGUGACAAAUAUGCAACUUGUAACAAAACAAUGGGUUCCCACCAGUGUAACUGCAUCAUAGGAUUUCUGGCAUUUUCUGUGACUGCCAGCCUCACCAGAGGGAAGAUCUGUGACUCCAAGCAGCAGAGAACCACUUUAACACUUGAAAAGAAGUUGGAAAUUCUAAACAGGGCGCCGUCAGAUGUGGAUGAAUGCCAGGAUGAAAAUGCGUGCGGAGUGAACACGACCUGUCGCAACUCCUUUGGGUCUUUUUACUGCAUCUGCAAAGCUGGAUAUCACCAGAAGCAGGGAGACACUCAGCUGGCCUGUACAGUGGAUCCACUUUCCUGUCCUGUCUCUGAGAUGCAGAACUCUACGCUGUUGCAGUGCAACUUCGAUUAUUCAGCAAACGCCCACCAGUUAAACUCUGCAGAUAUGCUUAAGUUAAUUGAUUGCUACCGUGUUAAAGUCUGUCAGAAUUUCAGUGGGACAAACGAUACCAAGGAAAUAACAGCAUUUGUAAACGAUGUUCUUAAUAGUUCGCGGCUGGAUAGCAUGCAGACCACUCAAAGGCUGGAGGUGGCAACGGCCACAGUGGACCUCUUGGAGAACAUGGCAAUGGCGAUUGCUCUGAAACUACCCAGUUCAAAGGCAGAGACCAUAGAAACAAACUCUUUUGUUUUUAUGGUCAAGGUGCCUGAAAGGAACAAUGCGAGUGGAGACCAACUGGUAAAAUUGGAAACUCAGAAUAUUUCUUUUGAGAUGAACUGGAGAACCAUUGCUGGAGAAAAUAACGCUGACUUGGAAUCCCUGCUGAACCAAGAGAUUAAAGGCACCCGUCCAUCUCAGAACAAUGUGUCAUUAAACUCCAAGGUGAUAGCCGCCACCAUCAGCAACAAGGAUAUCAGCUCUAAUCGGAAGGAAAAGUUCAAUUUGACACUGAAGCUGAACCAGGAAUUACGAGAAAAGAAAUUACAGGAAAAGGAAGAUGGUGAAGAGCCAAUAUGUGUCUAUUGGAGUAAUACCAAACAGAGAAGUGUCUGGUUAUCUGAUGGUUGUGAACGGAUCCAUUCCAAUCAGACCCAUGUAAUCUGCCAGUGUAACCAUCUGACAAGCUUUGCUAUUUUAAUGGCUCCAGUUCAGACUGAGAUUGACGACAGGCACUUGGAGGUGAUCACCUACAUCGGCCUCAUCAUCUCCCUGCUCUGCCUCGCUGCCUCCAUCGCCAUAUUUGUCAACUGCAAAUCCAUCCAGAAUGCGAACACCAAUCUCCACAAGCACCUGAGUAUCACCCUCUUCCUGGCACAGUUCAUCUUUCUGAUCGGAAUGUGGAUUAAACAGCCGGUUGUGUGCGCCCUGGUUGCCGGGUGUCUGCAUUACCUCUUCCUUGCCGUCUUCGUCUGGAUGUUCCUGGACAGUUUGCAGCUUUUCGUCACAUCCAGACACCUGACAGUCACCAAUUACACUCGCAGACAUAUCAUCAAACCAAGAUACCUGUACGUUUCUGCUUAUGCUGUUCCUGCUGUGAUCGUCAUUAUCUCAGUGGCAGUAAACCCUGGAGGCUAUGGAACAGAGACCGCCUGUUGGUUGAAGCACGAGUCGGGGUUUAACUGGAGUUUCCAGGGCCCGGUCUGUUUUGUGAUUCUGGUCAAUACAGUCCUUUUAUUUUCGACUGUCUACUUACUGAGACGCCAUUUCAACUCGCGCAACAAGGAGGUGUCGAAGCUUAAGGAAACCAAGUCCCUAACCAUUAAGGCUGCAGCACGGAUGUUUGUUUUGGGAACCACAUGGAUCUUUGGAAUAUUUCAAGUUCAUAAGAGCACUGCAGUGUUCUCCCACUUAUUCACGGUCAUCAACAGUCUCCAGGGUCUGUUUGUUUUCCUCAUUUACUGCGUUUCCAAUCACCGGGUGGUUGCUGAAUUACGGAAAUGGUUGACCAGUAAACGGAAGAGCUUCAUCAUCAUGUCCACGGAGGUGGAGAUGAGCGUUACUGAGUCCCCCUCCAUCAUCUCUGCUCUGGGUGGAGUGGGAAACGGUGGAGACCACAAAGUGAAAAUCUACCUCCUUUGGGACCUGGAUCUUGUUAUCUUGUGCUUCAGUGUUUUCGGAGACAUUCUGUCCCAAGAUCAGAAGUGCAAAUUGGAUCAUUCUGAUCGAACAAAAAUUUGUACAGCUAUCAAUGGGUGUAACAAGUUUCGAAAUAGACUUUGUAAAGCGAAUGUCAACACAGCUGGUUCUUACAAGUGUCAGUGUAAGCAAGGAUACAGCAACUCCAGUCUGAGGUGUGAAGAUAUCGAUGAAUGCAAGUCCUCACCUUGUCACAAACAUGCGACUUGCAUCAACGUAGUGGGAUCCUACCAGUGCAACUGCAACGCAGGGUUUCAGGCAUUACCUGCGACCGCCAACCUCACGGCAGGGAAAGUUUGUGAAGAUAUCGAUGAGUGUGAAUCGUCUCCGUGUCAUCUUCAUGCAGCUUGUUACAAUGCAAUGGGCUCCUACCAGUGCAACUGUGUUACAGGGUUUCAUGCAUCUACUGCGACCGCCAGCCUCACUGCAGGGAAGGUUUGUGAAGAUAUCGAUGAGUGUGAAUCGUCUCCGUGUCAUCUUCAUGCAUCUUGUUACAACACAAUGGGCUCCUACCAGUGCAACUGCGUUACAGGGUUUAAUGCAUCUACUGCGACCGCCAGCCUCACUGCAGGGAAGGUUUGUGAAGAUAUCGAUGAAUGCAAGUCCUCACCUUGUCACGAACAUGCAACUUGUAUCAACGUAGUGGGAUCCUACCAGUGCAACUGCAAUGCAGGGUUUCAGGCAUUACCUGCGACCGCCAACCUCACGGUGGGCAAAGUUUGUGAAGAUAUUGAUGAGUGUGAAUCCUCGCCCUGUGACAAAUAUGCAACUUGUAACAACACAGUGGGUUCGUACCAGUGCCACUGCAUUGCAGGGUUUCAGGCAACUCCUGCGACUGUCAACCUUGCAUCAGGAAAGGUUUGUGCAGAAGGUCCGCUGUACGCCGCAGGGAACCAGACCCCACAGUACAGUGUGCACCUCUUCCAAGCCCCGCCCAGCAAGGUGGCCGACAAGGUUAAAGUCAACAACAUGAACUGGUCGGAAUCCACUCAAGAUAUCGAUGAAUGCAAGUCCUCACCUUGUCACGAACAUGCAACUUGUAUCAACGUAGUGGGAUCCUACCAGUGCAACUGCAAUGCAGGGUUUCAGGCAUUACCUGCGACCGCCAACCUCACGGCGGGCAAAGUUUGUGAAGAUAUUAACGAGUGUGAAUCCUCUCCAUGUCACCAUCAUGCAACUUGCAACAACACACUGGGUUCCUACCAGUGCAACUGCAUUGCAGGGUUUCAGGGAUCUACUACGACUCUCAACCUCACUGCAGGGAAGGUUUGUGAAGAUAUCGAUGAAUGCAAGUCCUCUCCUUGUCACGAACAUGCAACUUGUAUCAACGUAAUGGGAUCCUACCAGUGCAACUGCAACACAGGGUUUCAGGCAUUACCUGUGACCGCUAACCUCAUGGCAGGGAAAGUUUGUGAAGAUAUUGAUGAGUGUGAAUCCUCUCCGUGUCACUAUCGUGCAACUUGCAACAACACACUGGGUUCCUAUCAGUGCAACUGUGUUGCAGGGUUUCAGGGAUCUACUACAACUCUCAACCUCAAUGCAGGGAAGGUUUGUGAAGAUAUUGACGAGUGUGAAUCCUCGCCCUGUGACCAACAUGCAACUUGCAACAACACAGUGGGUUCGUACCAGUGCCACUGCAUUGCAGGGUUUCAGGCAACUCCUGCGACUGUCAACCUUGCAUCAGGAAAAGUUUGUGCAGAUAUCGAUGAGUGUGAAUCCUCUCCGUGUCAUCAUCAUGCAUCUUGUCAGAACUUACUGGGUUCCUACCAGUGCAACUGUGUUGCAGGGUUUAAGGCAUCUAAUGCAACCGCCAGCCUCACUGCAGGGAAGGUUUGUGAAGAUAUUGACGAGUGUGAAUCCUCGCCCUGUGACCAACAUGCAACUUGUAACAACACAGUGGGUUCGUACCAGUGCCACUGCAUUGCAGGGUUUCAGGCAACUCCUGUGACUGUCAACCUUGCAUCAGGAAAGGUUUGUGAAGAUAUCGAUGAGUGUGAAUCCUCUCCAUGUCACCAUCAUGCAUCUUGUCACAACACAAUGGGUUCCUACCAGUGCAACUGUGUUGCAGGGUUUAAGGCAUCUAAUGCGACCGCCAGCCUCACUGCAGGGAAGGUUUGUGAAGAUAUCGAUGAAUGCAAGUCCUCACCUUGUCACGAACAUGCAACUUGUAUCAACGUAAUGGGAUCCUACCAGUGCAACUGCAACACAGGGUUUCAGGCAUUACCUGCGACCGCCAACCUCAUGACAAAGAAAGUUUGUGAAGAUGUGGAUGAAUGCCAGGAUAAAAAUGCGUGUGGAGUGAACAUGACCUGUCGUAACUCUGCUGGGUCUUUUUACUGCGUCUGCAAAGCUGGAUAUCAGCAGAAGCAGGGAGACACUCAGCUGGCCUGUACAGUGGAUCCACUUUCCUGUCCUGUCUCUGAGAAGCAGAACUCUAUGCCGUCGCAGUGCAACUUGGAUUAUUCAGCAAACGCCCAGCAGUUAAACUCUGCAGAUAUGCUGAAGUUAGCUGAUUGCUACCAUGAUAAAGUCUGUCAGAAUUUCAGUGGGACAAACGAUACCAAGGAUAUGACAGCAUUUGUAAACAAAGUUCUUAAUAGUUCGCGGCUGGAUAGCAUGCAGACCACUCAAAGGCUGGAGGUGGCAACGGCCACAGUGGACCUCUUGGAGAACAUGGCAAUGGCGAUUGCUCUGAAACUACCCGGUUCAAAGGCAGAGACCAUAGAAACAAACUCUUUUGUUCUUAAGGUCAAGGUGCCUGAAAGGAACAAUGUGAGUGGAGACCAACUGGUGAAAUUGGAAACUCAGAAUAAUUCCUUUGAGAUGAACUGGAAAAGCACUGCUGGAGAAAAUAACACUGAGUUUCAGGCCUUUUCCUUAAUUGUAUUCAAAGACUUGGAAUCCCUGCUGAACCAAGAGGUUAAAGGCGGCCGUCCAUCUCAGAACAAUGUGUCAUUAAACUCCAAGGUGAUAGCCGCCACCAUCAGCAACAAGGCCAUCAGCUCUAAUCGGAAGGAAAAGUUCAAUUUGACUCUGAAACUCAACCAGAUUGACGACAGGCACUUGGAGGUGAUCACCUACAUCGGCCUCAUCAUCUCCCUGCUCUGCCUCGCUGCCUCCAUCGCCAUAUUUGUCAACUGCAAAUCCAUCCAGAAUGCUAACACCAAUCUCCACAAGCACCUGAGUAUCACCCUCUUCCUGGCACAGUUCAUCUUUCUGAUCGGAAUACGGAUUAAACAGCCGGUUGUGUGCGCCCUGAUUGCCGGGUGUCUCCAUUACCUCUUCCUUGCCGUCUUCGUCUGGAUGUUCUUGGACAGCUUGCAGCUUUUCAUCAUGUCCAGACACCUGACAGUCACCAAUUACACUCGCACACAUAACAUCAAACAAAGACAACUGUACGUUUCUGCUUAUGCUGUUCCUGCUGUGAUCGUCAUUAUCUCAGCGGCAGUAAACCCUGGAGGCUAUGGAACAGAGACCGACUGUUGGUUGAAGCACGAGUUGGGGUUUAACUGGAGUUUCCAGGGUCCGGUCUGUUUUGUGAUUCUGGUUAAUACAGUCCUUUUAUUUUCGACUGUCUACUUACUGAGACGCCAUUUCAACUCGCGCAACAAGGAGGUGUCAAAGCUUAAGGAAACCAAAACCCUAACCAUAAAAGCUGCAGUACGGAUGUUUGUUUUGGGAACCACGUGGAUCUUUGGAAUAUUUCACUUUGAUCAGAGCACUGCAGUGUUCUCCCACUUAUUCACGGUCAUCAACAGUUUCCAGGGACUGUUCGUUUUUCUCAUUUACUGCGUUUCCAAUCGCCGGGUGGUUGCUGAAUUACAGAAAUGGUUGACCAGUAAACGGAAGAGCAUCACCAUCAUGUCCACAGAGAUGGAGAUGAGCAUUACUGAGACUUAUAAAGUAAUACAAUCAGACUCAUUCAUGACCCAAUGACAAGAUUCUUCUUAGUGGAGUUUCUCUCUUUUAUUCUCUUUGGCUCUUGCUGUGCGUCUGGCUCUGAAGAUUGUGGAUUCAAGACCCACUGCCAAGAAUAGAAAGCUACUUUGCGGGAGUGGUUUCACCAGCAGAAUUAUUUGGCUUGUACUGAGCUUGUAAAAAGGUAUAAUCUAACUGGAAUUCUAGAAGUGUGAGCAUAUGAAAAUGAGUUUGUAUAAGAAUAUGUGUGAUAUUUGCUGUUAUGAUGAGUGUGAUAAUAAAUAAAUUUCAGGAUUUUUGCUACAUUUCUAAGUUUUACACAGAUAUCCUGUUAUUUUGAUUGUUGUUGCUUAUGAGAGUUAUGACUUUGAUGCCAACAUUGUUGAGAGUUAACCUGAAGUCACAGUGUGAUACCAGAUUUGAACUUAACCUUGUCCUAACAUAUUGCAUAUGUAGAGGUUCGACAUAAAGAUCAGAUACACAAUGUACACCAGACUCUAACGGAUACAAAACCCAUGUAGUAGAUUGGCACAGAACUUGGAUAUGUGCACAAUUCAUGUUCGCACAUAGGCACUCACUACACAGACCUAAAGCACGUGUGGAGCAGAAACAUACACAGAUGCACAUGUGCACAAACACUCACAUAAAAGACAACCAUGCACACACAGACCUGAAGCACAUAUGCAGCAGAGAAACACAGGUGCGUGCUUGCACGGAUGCACACUGACACACACACACACACCAAUUUGAGUUCCCAUUUUAUCCUGUGAUUGGCUAACUCAGCACCAGAGAAGCAUCACGUCUCUCCUCUUCUGCCUUUAUAAAUGGCAACUCAGUGCCAGUGUUGUGUGCUACAUCCCUUUUCAAACCAUCUAUACAAGAAAUAAAUAUGAUAUUUUAGUGGGAAUAAAGCUCUUUAUUUAUGAAUUUGUUCAUGCUUGAA
Molecule: messenger RNA, 7735 nt
Organism: Hypanus sabinus (Atlantic stingray)
Lineage: Eukaryota; Metazoa; Chordata; Chondrichthyes; Myliobatiformes; Dasyatidae
Exons: 52
Coding region: 1-6810 (2269 amino acids)
Biological process (GO): cell surface receptor signaling pathway; G protein-coupled receptor signaling pathway
Cellular component (GO): membrane
Molecular function (GO): G protein-coupled receptor activity; calcium ion binding
Source: RefSeq, a predicted model, not a curated record